AUGGAGUUCAAAUACUCGGAAGUCGUUGAACCCUCAACUUAUUACACUGAGGGACUUUGCGAAGGUAUCGAUGUGCGCAAGAGCAAGUUCACCACUCUUGAGGAUCGAGGUGCCAUUCGUGCUCACGAGGACUGGAACAAGCACAUUGGUCCUUGCCGUGAAUACCGCGGAACGCUUGGGCCCAGAUUCAGCUUCAUCUCGGUGGCUGUACCGGAGUGCAUACCGGAGAGACUGGAGGUCAUCUCGUACGCGAACGAGUUUGCCUUUCUGCACGAUGAUGUUACCGACCAUGUUGGUCACGACACAGGCGAGGUCGAAAAUGAUGAGAUGAUGACGGUUUUCCUCGAGGCCGCCCAUACCGGUGCGAUCGACACCUCAAACAAGGUCGAUAUUCGGCGGGCAGGAAAGAAACGGAUUCAAUCACAGUUAUUCCUUGAGAUGCUGGCAAUCGAUCCUGAAUGUGCUAAAACCACUAUGAAAUCUUGGGCACGGUUCGUAGAGGUCGGAUCCAGCCGACAACACGAGACUCGUUUUGUCGAGCUGGCUAAGUACAUACCGUAUCGCAUUAUGGACGUUGGAGAGAUGUUCUGGUUUGGACUUGUUACCUUUGGGCUUGGCCUUCACAUACCCGAUCAUGAGCUCGAACUUUGCCGCGAACUUAUGGCAAAUGCCUGGAUUGCUGUGGGCUUGCAGAACGACAUCUGGUCUUGGCCAAAGGAGCGAUAUGCCGCGACGCUCCACGGCAAGGACCACGUCGUUAACGCAAUCUGGGUCCUGAUGCAGGAGCAUCAGACGGACGUAGAUGGAGCUAUGCAGAUCUGUCGGAAGCUCAUCGUAGAGUACGUCGCCAAGUACCUCGAGGUUAUUGAGGCUACUAAGAACGAUGAGUCGAUCUCGUUAGACCUGCGCAAGUACCUCGACGCCAUGCUUUACAGUAUUUCUGGGAAUGUUGUUUGGAGUCUUGAAUGCCCACGAUACAACCCAGAUGUUUCAUUCAACAAGACACAAUUGGAAUGGAUGCGUCAAGGACUGCCAUCUUUGGAAUCAUGUCCUGUACUGGCACGAAGCCCUGAGAUCGACUCAGACGAAUCUGGAGUUUCACCCACCGCAGAUGAAUCGGACUCUACAGAGGAUAGCUUGGGAAGCGGAAGUAGGCAGGAUUCUUCGCUGAGCACUGGGUUGUCUUUGUCGCCUGUUCACAGCAACGAAGGCAAGGAUUUGCAGAGAGUCGACACCGACCAUAUAUUCUUCGAGAAAGCGGUCCUCGAGGCGCCCUAUGCCUACAUUGCUUCCAUGCCAUCUAAAGGAGUCCGAGAUCAAUUUGUCGAUGCUCUGAACGACUGGUUGCAUGUUCCUGAUGAUAAGGUGGGAAAGAUAAAGGAUGCUGUCCGUGUUUUGCACAACUCUUCGCUGCUGCUCGACGACUUCCAAGACAACUCUCCCCUAAGACGCGGCAAACCGUCGACGCAUAACAUCUUUGGGUCAGCACAGACUGUGAACACGGCGACUUACUCAAUAAUAAAAGCAAUCGGCCAGAUCAUGGAAUUUUCUGCAGGCGAAUCUGUCCAAGAGGUAAUGAACAGUAUUAUGAUCUUGUUUCAAGGCCAAGCCAUGGAUCUCUUCUGGACAUAUAAUGGACACGUACCCAGUGAAGAAGAAUAUUACCGGAUGAUCGAUCAAAAGACUGGGCAGCUGUUCUCAAUCGCCACCAGUCUUCUUCUAAAUGCAGCAGACAAUGAGAUUCCCAGGACAAAAAUUCAAAGUUGUCUUCACCGGCUGACGCGUCUACUUGGACGCUGUUUCCAGAUACGUGACGAUUAUCAGAACCUUGUUUCUGCCGACUACACAAAGCAGAAGGGUUUCUGCGAGGAUCUUGAUGAAGGGAAAUGGUCUCUAGCGCUGAUCCACAUGAUUCACAAACAGCGGAGUCAUAUGGCAUUACUCAAUGUGCUAUCAACGGGGAGAAAGCAUGGUGGCAUGACUUUGGAGCAGAAGCAGUUCGUGUUGGACAUCAUAGAGGAGGAGAAAAGUCUGGACUAUACCAGAUCCGUCAUGAUGGGCUUGCACGUUCAGCUGCGCGCUGAAAUAGGACGGAUUGAGGUUCUGCUUGAUUCUCCCAACCCUGCCAUGAGGCUUUUGCUGGAGCUUCUGCGAGUCUGA
Molecule: messenger RNA, 2160 nt
Organism: Diaporthe amygdali
Lineage: Eukaryota; Fungi; Ascomycota; Sordariomycetes; Diaporthales; Diaporthaceae
Product: fusicoccadiene synthase
Exons: 9
Coding region: 1-2160 (719 amino acids)
Biological process (GO): isoprenoid biosynthetic process
Molecular function (GO): prenyltransferase activity
Source: RefSeq, a predicted model, not a curated record